This is a messenger RNA of Erigeron canadensis, 1139 nucleotides long. RefSeq lists its product as uncharacterized. Bases 172 to 558 code for a protein of 128 amino acids. Lineage: Eukaryota; Viridiplantae; Streptophyta; Magnoliopsida; Asterales; Asteraceae. The transcript has 2 exons. The record is from RefSeq and is a predicted model, not a curated record.
UCUCUCUUUCUUCCUUAAUUAAUUCCUCUCCAAGUAUAUAUUAUUGGAUGAUAUUUUAUGAGUAAAUAAAGAAAUAUAUACAUAAACACAAACAAACAACACAUCUCUACUCAUGCUAUAUAUAUUUUAGUCUUCUUUGAAAGAGAAAAAUUCGGGUACGUUUAUAUACGCAUGCAAGAAAUGACGGAUAUUGAAAGAGUGUGUUGUAUGUGUGGCGACGUCGGCUUUCCGGACAAGAUUUACCGAUGCAUCAAGUGUCACCAUCGUUUCCAGCACUCGUAUUGUAGCAACUACUACAGUGAAGCAUCAAAGGAACUAUGUGAGUGGUGCCAAACAGAUGAAAUGAAAAGCUCCAAACACUCAGCUGGUUCGUCCAAGAAACCGAAACUGGAAGCCGGAAUAAUCAGCAACCGAUCACAAUAUUCUGGUGACAAGAUCAAGCAGCAAGCUGGGCGUGAAGAGGCGGUUGGUAAUUCGGAGAAAAUGAAGUCACCCACCGCCGGAUCUCCUUCUCCUAGGACUAAAAGGUAUAAGCUCCUCAAGGACGUCAUGUGUUAAUUAAAAUCUAUCUAUCUAUAUACAUAAAUCAUGAAUAUAAUAAUUAGAAAUUAAUAAAGACAAAAGAGAGAGACGUACGUGGCCGGGGCGAGGGUGCCAGAAUAGAGGGCUUUGUUUGUUAUAUUUUUUAAGUACUAGGAAUGUAAUAAAUUAUACACAAAUGAUUAUGUUAUGUAAUGAAAUACUCGAGUGUUUAUUGUAUGCAAUGAACUUUCAAAUCCUGGUUAUUGAAUGUAUUAAUUUGGGUAUAUGUGGCUACCAUAUAAGCCACCACUUGUAAAUUUUUUUGAUUGGUCAGAUACAUCCAAUAACCGGGAUUUGAAAGUUCAUUGCAUACAAUAAACAUCCGAGUAGUUCAUUACACAACAUAAACAUUUGUGUAUAGUUCAUUACAUUCCCAAGUACUUAUCCCUUUUUAAUAUACAUCGAACUCUCGCAAAAAUAUGCAAAAGUAAUCUUCGUUUGAAAAGUACGUACGUGCGUGGUGUCGUGCUUUUGUUUUUGUACGUGAUGUAUAUAUGGUCCUCCAUAACUUUGUUUUAUGAUCUUUCUCUUUCAAAUAUAUAUGCAUGCAUUAUUAA